Molecule: messenger RNA, 1008 nt
Organism: Aspergillus pseudotamarii
Lineage: Eukaryota; Fungi; Ascomycota; Eurotiomycetes; Eurotiales; Aspergillaceae
Exons: 2
Coding region: 1-1008 (335 amino acids)
Source: RefSeq, a predicted model, not a curated record
AUGGGUUUCUCCGACAUCCUCCAAGACGCCGUCUCCCAGGCCGUCAGCCACGCCACUAACAACUCUGGCGGCGGCGGCGGCAACAACAACAACCAAGGCGGUUCCAACCAGAGCUACGGAGGAGACUCUUACGGCGACCGUCCCUCCCACGGCGGCAACCAAGGAGGGUACAAUGACCGUCCCUCUCAAGGCUACGGAGGAGACUCCUACGGCGACCGUCCCUCCCACGGCGGCAACCAAGGAGGGUACAAUGACCGUCCCUCUCAAGGCUAUGGAGGUGACUCUUACGGUGACCGCCCCUCCCAUGGCGGCAACCAAGGUGGCUACGGAGGAGGCUACAAUGACCGCCCCUCUCAAGGUUACGGAGGUGACUCCUACAACGACCGCCCUUCCCACGGUAACCAAGGCGGCUACGGAGGAGGCCCCUCCUACAACGACACUUCCUACAACGCCCCACCCCCCUCCCACGGCGGCUACCACAACUCCAACCCCUCCUCCCAUGGCUUCUCCGACAGCGACGUGAACCCAGCCCUCGCCCACGCCCAACAGCACUCCGACUCCAACUCCAAUGACUCCUCCCUCUUCAGCACCGCCCUGAACUUCAUCAAGGACAAGCAAGGCCGCUCUUCCUCCCCCGACAUCGAUGAGUCCGAGAUGGUCCAGUCCCACCAACAGCUCUACGAUGACGAUGAUGGCAGCAAAACCCAUGAUUCGAGGUCUCUGGGUGCUGGCGCUGCCAUGCAGGCGCUUAAGAUGUUCAGCUCCGGCCAGAGCGGUGGGUCUUCCGGCGGUGAUCAGAAUGCCUUCAUUGGUAUGGCGAUGAGCCAGGCUGCCAAGCUUUGGGAGCAGAAGAAUUCGAGUGGCAAUGUGACCGAUGACAAACAGUCGGCUGUUAACAAGGCCGCUGAGAUGGCAUUGAAGAUGUACAUGAAGAACCAGGGUAGUGGAUCGUCCGGUAGUGGUGGGCCGGCGUUGAUGAGCUUAGCCAGCAAGUUCCUGGGCAAAUAG